Molecule: messenger RNA, 2312 nt
Organism: Moneuplotes crassus
Lineage: Eukaryota; Ciliophora; Spirotrichea; Euplotida; Euplotidae
Source: the annotation of a GenBank genome assembly
AUGGAGUUCACCGAACCUACUGGUAUUUCUUGGCUAUCAUGGAUAGUAUCUUUUGCCCAACCGUCAGAGGACUCAAAGAAAUGUGUAGCAAAAAGCAAGAUCUCAAAGCUUUUGUCCAGGAUAGAAGUAUCCCAUAUUCUUCCCUAUUUCGGGUACCUUAACCAAUGAGCUGUCUUGAUGAGCUCAUUAUGCAAAGCAACUGCGAAAAUGUGGGAGGAAUACUUCAGCCUGAUCCUUAAAAUGGAACAAAAGGAUUUCACUGGAGGUUGUCAGGCUUUUGCAAUCCAACGUUUGCCAGCUAAGCUGCAAGCAUUCAGAUCGACAGCAGGCAUCUCGAGGAGCAUCACUACUGGAUCCCAGAAGGCACUAGUGAAAUAUUAUGAGGUCAUUGUUAAAGCAGGGUGCGAUGUUGACAUUAUUAAACUCAUCUCCCUUCUUGAGGAUAUUCGUACCAAUUUUGGCCUGAAGUUCAAUGACGAUGUGGUCUUCUCUGAGAUCAAUAUUUUUGACAAAAUUAGUGAUGGUGGAAACCGAAGGAAAGUGCUGGAAAUAGUCAAAGAGACUUAUAUAAAGAGACUUGUAAUUCCUAACACCACUUUCAGCGUAGAGCAGGAAGUUAUCCCUCUUAAUAGGGUCAGAGAGCUCAGACUGUUCAAAAACUUUAUUAGACCAGAUAUUGACUUCCCUUGUCAAACUUUGAAGGCAUGCCCGAAUAUUGAGAUUCUAAAUCUUGAGCAAAUCCAACUUUCCAAGGAAAGCUGAGAUGUACUGAUAGAGUUCAUCAACAGUCCCAACAGCCAUUUACACACUUUGAUUCUCCACCCAGAGGAGAGUAAUGCCCUCGGAAUCAUCAGCAAGAUUAGCAGCGAGAAUUUGAAAAUUAUCAAGAACUGCAUGGACAAGGUAUUAACAAAAACUGAGUUAAAUAAAUCUUUGAACGUUCUUCCCUUUAAACUUCUUGAGGAGACUAAGGAUUUGGAGGAGCCUGAGGAGAGCGAACACUUUUACUCAGCGCUUCAGAGAAUAGAGUUCACCUACAGCGAGCAUUAUUAUACAAGAAUGGCAUGAUUCACACUCAAUCGCAUGCAAAACUUGAGAUAUGUACAUCUGCUUAAGGCUGAUAAUAAGAUUAUGAAGAAAAUACUGUUUGGGCUGCUGAAGUACCUUCCUCAAUGUGAGGAAAUCAUGCUAGAAUCCAAGGCAUACUUCUUUACAGAGUACCCCAGGAUCAGCUUUGGGCUUACCAGCGCUGAAAAUCAAGAGAAAUCCAUUGGAGUUAGUCUGUUGUUUAGAAAUUUUGGCUUAGACGAUAUGCUUUAUAGCAUCCAAUGAGAUCACUUUCAGGUAGCUUUUGAUUACUCUUUCCUCCAAAUGGAGGAUUACAAGGAAAAUCAAAUCGAAAUUAACGGCAAGGAAUAUGCUUGCUUAGUCCAUCUGAAGGGCAUCAAAAGUAUUAAGGAUGCUAAUUUUCAAGAGAAGUUGCUCUCAGCAGAGGACUAUGAAAACCUCUCUUUCGUAGUCUCUCCUCCUGAGAAACUUAUCUCUUGUGAGAUUAUCUCUCUUAGCAUAACAGAUAGGUUUAUCAAUUAUCUUCACGAAAGAAGUCUUGCUGAAGAAAGCCUGGCAAAUUAUGGAAAUAGCCCUCAACUCAAGAUCGGGAUAUACCUAAGUUGUCACGAAUUACCACUUUCAAACUUAGAAUUCUAUAUUAAGCUACUAAAAUCACAUAAGAUCCAAGAUCUCUGCUACUCGAUGAGGCUGAUUCCAAGUGAAAAGUUCUGGUACGACACAUGUGACCCUCAAGAAGGAGUUCAGUUCCUUUGGAAUGGUGAAACCCUUGAACAGUUGCUUGAGCUUGAAAUCCGCGUAAAAACAUUCAGGAUCUACCAAUGCCUGGUAGACUUCACUAGCCGCUUAACUGUUAUGAAGUUGUAUGCCCUGAUCCUGAACCAGGUCGAGCAUGCCAGCUUUAUGAAUGAAAUAUAUUUCAAUUGUGGGUAUCUCAGCUGCAAGGAUAUUAUCAGAUUCCUUGAAGUGAUUCCAAACAAAACUCCUUAUGCAGAGAGGUUCAUUAGCAAGAUCUUUUUCACUGCAACUAUGGACCAGACACCUACUAAGAGGCGAGAGAUAAAUCAGAUUCUUCUUUCUCUGAUCAACAGUGGUUUUGGUUCAGGAGAAUUUUUCUCCUCGAUAGUUGAUCUUAAAGUUGAAAUUAACGAACUGUCGUAUCCUCUUGCGAUUGAUGAUGUGAAGAUGCCAGUAUAAGUCGUUAUGCUUAAAGGAUUUUGAACCUCCUAAAUAUCUUAAUUUAC